CUAAGUUUAGGGUUUGGAGAAGGUUCUCCCAGUGUUUACAUUUCUCAAGAUCUCAAACAUAUCCUAGCGAUUAGAGACGAGUUUUGUUUUGUCUGGAGUGCUUCUCAAGGCUUAGAAUUGGAAAUGAUAAAUUCUGGUAGAGCAAGGUUUCAGAAAACUCUGGGUUCAUGGAUUCAGGUGAAUGGUUUCAGUAUUGACGGAGUUUCAGAACGGAUUGACUCCGUUUACUCCUCGUCCCAUUACACCUGGUCCUUAGCGUAUACCGGAGAAGAGGGCGGAGAACUAAACCUGUGCAGGAUAAACCUUCACGGAGCAAACCUAUCUCAUCAUAGGAUUCAGAGAUCAGUCUUCUUUAAAAAUUACCAAGAAGAGAAGAACGUGAUCUGUAAAUUAUCUCCAAAUGGAUCUGCAGUAUUCUGGAGCCUGGGAGCAGAGUGUGCUACCCUCUCUAUAACUGGAGAGAUGAUUGGAACUGUAAUGCUACCAUGUUCCUUGCGAUCUGCCUGGUGGAUAUCUGAACUAUGUUUAAUUCUUCAGUUUGAUUCAUACAUCUCAGUUUAUACCAUUACCCUCAACAUUCUUCCAUUCUCUACACAAGCUAAACUUGAAAAGGUUUUAAAAAUGCCUGAAACAAAAUUAUACAUUUGCCAAAACCGAUUUUAUCACAUGAGGAAGGGUAAAGCUGUCGAAUAUUCAAUUCAAAUGAUUUCUGAGACAAUACUUACAGAACUAGGAUUUGUUCAGACACAAUUCUUCGCUGAAUUGGCAAAAAAAUCCUUUAAAUCUAAACAGAUCAUUUCUGAGCUAUUGGCAGAGGAACCACAGAUUAAAAUCAAUGAAUCAAAACAUUUGUGGAUUCUGAGUAGAAUAUUUAGAAACGGAAAUCAAAAUAAAGUUUUAGAAUCGGAACAAAAUCGCAUUGAUUUGAUAAAACUUGCUAAACCUUACUUUUUAUCAUUCUUACUUGACAAGAAUACAAGAAUAGCCCAGAUUCGACCGGAGGGAUUGAAACAGAUCAGAGAUAUUGUCAGUUUCCUACUCUAUUCAUCUGUUUCCACAUCUUUCAGAAGGAAGGUAAUCAAAAAGAUUAAAACUUUGAUGAAAACCAUCAUGAAAUCUGGAAAUCAAAGUGAUUUUGAAAGUUUAAAGAUUCUGCUCUUAGAUAUUUGCUCUUUGGACGCUUUCAACCAACUGGGAAACCUAGUCCUGUUUCUAAGUUUGAUAUGGAUAAAUGGAGCUAAAAAAAGUUCUAGCUUUAGCUACCAUCCAGUAUUAGAUCAACUCAGCUCAAAGUAUGGCAAACGUUCAGUUAUCUGUCUUCAGAAAGCAAUUCAGUUCUCAAAUGCUAAAAAUCAGAAAAAAGAGACAAAAUAUAAAAGCUUGACAUUUCCUGGACUUGUUGAGUAUUACAAGGGAAGAUCUGACAGAGCUGUGGUUUUAUGGUGUAAAGAAAUCCUAGAAAACCAAGAUAAUGAGAAUAUAAUCAGAAACCUAUCAAAAACCAUCAUACACACGUUUAUGGAGAACUUUAAAUUACUGAAGGCCAUGUUGUUCUGUGACUGGAUUCAUAGAAAUAAUGCAAGUUAUGAACUAACAUGUUGGACAUUGAAUCUGUUAGCAAGUUAUCUUGUAAAGACUUACUCAAUUAAUUCUCUUGGACUGAAAAGUCUGGUACAGUUUGAUGAUUUAACAAACAUUUCAUGUUCAGAGCUAAUUAUCAGAAUUCAUGGCUUUAGAAAAGAUUUUCUUAAAUGUGCCAAAAUUGCGGAGUCUGUUGGUGAUUUCAGGUGUGGCAUACUUUUUAAAAUUUUGCAGAAGCUUAAUAUUGAUGAUAGUAUUGAUAUUUUUGAGAGCGUCACUAAGCUCUUUGAUCUGAGCAAAUCCCCUAAAAAUGAGAAUGUUCAAGAGUUAGUAGAUCUCAAUGAACUGGCAAAACUGAUGAAAACUGACUUCACAGAAAAAAUGCUUCACAUACUGACUUCAUCAAUGACAGAAAUAUUACAGAAUCUGAAAAUAGAUCUUGAUUCUGAAACAGUUUGGGCAAGGUUGGAUCUAAGCCUAACUUGUAAUACAAACCCAUUGAUAGAGCAAGACCGUUCAAGAAUUUAUGCCAUAUUUUCAUGGAUUAAGAUUCUACUCCCAUUAGGCAUCAGCUCACCUUCGAAAGAAAAUCUAAACUUAAUGAUUAAAAAUAUUACCUUAAUGGUCAAUAAAUACAAUGCAAUGUGUGCCUUUGAAGAAGUUGUUGCAAGUUUUUAUGAUAAUGAGAAAAAGGUAACAGAAAAGGCUGAGAAGGUUCUGUGUUUGGGUUUUCACCUUGUCCACUGGAAAAUAGGAGAAACUCAACUUGUCAAAAAAGUAAUGCUGAAUGCACUGAAAGAAGUAAAGCCAGAAAAACAAGGUGCUUAUACAAGUCAGAUGGAAGGGCUAACAAAAAUAGGUGACUUUACCGUUUCUUGUGACAAUCAGAUGGUAGUUCGAAAUAAACAAAUUUUAAAAUACAGAUUGAUGAAAGAAGAACAUUUUGUACAGUUUUGUCUCCUUUCUAAACCUAAAACUCUGUCAAAGAAGGCUUUAUUUGAUUUAUGUCCCAAAACUAUUAUGAACAACACAGAAUCCGAUGAAAGAUUUUACAUUAAAGGUAAAAACAUGACUGGGGAGAAAAAAGGCCUUCUUCGUAACCUUGAAGCCAUGAAUGACAGCAGUUACCAUAAAAUAUUUUUAGAUAAACUUCCACUUUGGAAUUUAAUUCUAAGCAAUGGCUCUCACAAUACUGAACAGUCUAGGUCUUUAUCUGAAUACCAGAAAAUUAUGUACAUUGCUCACCUCUGGUGCUCCAAUUCAACUUCAGAAAAUACAGUAAAGUUCCAUUUGAAUCUUCCACUAUCCUUCUUUCAAGCGCUAGUUCCAGCAGAUUUAGAUCAGAAGGAAAAUGAAGUUAUCAAAGCAGGACAAGCCAAAGCUCAAUUAAUCCCUGUAAGAGGAGAAACCCAUACUACAGUUUCUCCUAAAAAAUUAGAAAUUGAUAAAAACCUUCAGGAGAAUGAAACAGAUCAUGCAGAUAUCCAUCCUAUUGAAGAUGAAGAUGUUAAAUUGGCAGAUAAUAUUGAAAUGAAAGACCAAACGGAGAUUGAUCCUUCUCUUAAAUUAACUCCAAAUGCAAAUAAUAAAAAAUCUUCAUCAGAUUUAACAAAAUCCUUAUGCUCCCUGACCAAGAGUAGUAUCAAAGUUUCUUCAUUGAAGGUAUCAGCUAAACAUGAUAAAUAUCCAUCAAAAGUCAGCAUUAACAACCAACAAAAUGUUGUUGAAUCAUCAAACUAUUCCGAAAAUGCAACUGAAGUUGAGGAUUUAAACACUUUGAAUCAGGAACUUGAAUCCUUAAAUGCAGUCACCAUUCCUACCUUGAUCUUUGAUAAAGAUUUGGCAACUUCAGUCAGCAUAUCUGAGGAUAAUAACCCAAUAUCAUCAUUCAUAGAAAGUAAAUUGUUGUCAAACAAAUCAAAAUUCGAGUCAAUUCCUGAAACAUCAAAGCCUAAGGAGCCAAAUUGCAAGUUGACUCUUUUGAAAUUAAAUAAACCAGAGGUCACUAUAACCAGAGUCCAGCCCAAGCUUCUUUUACUAAAGAAAGACCAACCUAGGAAAAACAGCAGUAACAUGACACUUAAAAAACUGCAGCUUCCAAAUCAAACCAAAUCUAUUCAAAAUAGAAAAUCUAUUAAGCUGACCCUUGAUCAGAAACUAUCUAAAUCUUGUGCUGGUAUCUCAAAGCUUAAAAGUGAUGUUGAAAUCUUACUGCAGAAAGCAGAACAAGAUAAAUUGGUGGAGAAAAAACGAGAGACGGAUAAAAUUAAAGCAGAAAAAUUAAAAAAUCUGGAGACCUUCGAUAUUUCGUUGUCUUUAUUUCGUAGGCAAAUGGGAACCAAGUAUAAUAAGUUUGAAUCUCAUCUUCAAUCUGCAUUAAAAGAUUUUGACUUCAAUCCUCCUGUAUCAAAUCCACAAAUAAUGUUAAAAUCAAAAAAUUCAAAUUGUGAACAUACAAGCCAAGAUCUUUACGAUCAAACAGGUUCCGGCUCAAUACACACUGUCAUACUGGACAAGCAAGCAAUUUAUACAGAUAUUGAUCGAGAGGUUCCUCAGGAAGAGACAAAGGAUAAUAAGAUAGGUUCUGCUCAAGACAAAAUCGAAGAAGCUAAUGUUGCAGAUCCAGACAAUGCUCAGGAAGAACUAGCUGUUGUCAAGGAGUUCAAUGCCCCUCAUCAAGACAUAUCUAUUAAACAUGUUGAUAAUCCUCAGAUGAUUUUUCCAGUUCAUGACUUAGCUUAUGAUUUAGAGGAGUUAAAAAUAUCAAGAGUUUCACAGGAAGCAUUUGAAAAUAAUGAGAUUCCUGCUGCACAGGAAUCUGAAGAAAAGGUAGAUGAAACUCUUGCAGAUGAAACAAAAAUAAUAGGUAAUCCUCAAGAAAUGCUAGAAGAUUCUAAAAUCAAUAUUGAUCCUGUUCCAGACAAAUAUCAAGAACUGGCAGAAGACUUUAAGAUUAAUAGUGAUCCUGAUUUAGUUCCACCUCAAGAACUGGUAGAAGAUUCUAACAUUCCAGGUAUACCUGAAGAGCUGGCAGAAGAUACUAACAUUGAUAGUGAUCCUGUUCUUGAAACACCUCAAGAACUGGUAGAAGAUUUUAAGAUUUGUAGUAUUGUUCUUCCAGACUCCUCAAAUAAAAUAAUAGAUGACAUCAGGACUGGGAAUGACAAAGAUACCACAAUAAGGGGUUUCAGAGAAAAUUCUGAUUCAAGUCCAGAGUUCAAAAAAACAGAGGAAACAAAAAAUGAAGAAGUUAUCACUUCCUGUCCUCUGGACAUAAAUAAGAUCUCAGAUGAUACAUCUAAAGAUUUUCUGAAAAUUUUUCCAGAAAAGGGGAACCUUAAUAAAAAGUUUGUGGAAGAGAUGAUAAAUGAAAAUGAAGACCAAAACAAUUCUGUUGUUUAUGAAGGGGGUAAUCAUUUAUUUCUGAAUGAUCUUGCUGAAAAUCAAGGACCAGAGAUGUUUAAGGAAAUUCUUCUAAACAAAAACAUGUCCCUGUUGGAUAGAUUAGAUAUUCUUGAGGAAUUAAAUAAUGAUGUUGAUACUGAAAUUAAACAUACUAGAAGAUAUUUGGAUAUUGCAUCAACAACAUUUUCCUAA
This is a messenger RNA of Eurytemora carolleeae, 5178 nucleotides long. RefSeq lists its product as uncharacterized. NCBI's taxonomy places the organism in Eukaryota, Metazoa, Arthropoda, Copepoda, Calanoida, Temoridae. Bases 124 to 5178 code for a protein of 1684 amino acids. The transcript has 6 exons. The record is from RefSeq and is a predicted model, not a curated record.